Thamnophis elegans (Western terrestrial garter snake) is the source of this 2169-nucleotide messenger RNA. It is a transcript of the gene PPP4C, whose product is annotated as protein phosphatase 4 catalytic subunit. Bases 251 to 1174 code for a protein of 307 amino acids. Gene Ontology annotation, biological process: peptidyl-serine dephosphorylation; double-strand break repair via homologous recombination. Gene Ontology annotation, molecular function: protein serine/threonine phosphatase activity. The record is from RefSeq and is a predicted model, not a curated record. Gene Ontology annotation, cellular component: cytoplasm; nucleus. The transcript has 9 exons. NCBI's taxonomy places the organism in Eukaryota, Metazoa, Chordata, Lepidosauria, Squamata, Natricidae.
ACGUAUGUGCACACACGUGCACUUCCUCCUCGGGGCGGGAUUCUUCCCCCACCCGCUUUAAAGAGCCACGUUCGCUCCGCCUCCCCCAUUUGCGUCUAAGAAGGAAGCGGAAGUGACGUCUCGUGCUCUAGUAGUGAGGGACGAGCCGGAAAGAGGGAGGGUUAAGGCUCGGGCCCGGGAGCCGGAGGGAGCCGCAGAGCAGCUGCUACUGUCUCCACCGUCGCUGCCCGGACCCUCCAGGGGGGGAGAGAUGGCUGAAAUCAGUGACCUUGACCGCCAGAUUGAACAACUGCGGCGCUGUGAACUCAUCAAGGAGAGUGAGGUCAAAGCCCUCUGUGCAAAGGCCAGAGAGAUCCUAGUGGAAGAAAGUAAUGUCCAGAGAGUAGAUUCCCCAGUAACAGUUUGUGGGGAUAUCCAUGGCCAGUUUUAUGAUCUUAAAGAACUAUUCAGGGUGGGUGGCGAUGUACCUGAGACCAACUAUCUUUUCAUGGGAGACUUUGUUGACCGAGGCUUCUACAGUGUUGAAACAUUCUUGCUGCUGCUGGCACUCAAAGUCCGUUACCCAGAUAGAAUCACCCUUAUCCGUGGCAAUCAUGAAAGCAGGCAGAUCACCCAGGUAUAUGGGUUUUAUGAUGAGUGCUUGAGAAAAUAUGGCUCUGUCACUGUGUGGCGCUACUGCACUGAGAUUUUUGACUACCUCAGCCUCUCUGCCAUUAUUGAUGGCAAGAUUUUCUGUGUCCAUGGUGGCUUAUCCCCCUCCAUCCAGACGUUGGACCAGAUCCGAACAAUAGAUCGCAAGCAAGAGGUCCCUCAUGAUGGCCCCAUGUGUGAUCUUCUAUGGUCUGACCCUGAAGACACUACAGGCUGGGGGGUCAGUCCUCGAGGUGCUGGCUAUUUAUUUGGCAGUGAUGUGGUGGCACAGUUCAACGCAGCAAAUGAUAUCGACAUGAUUUGCCGGGCACAUCAGCUGGUCAUGGAGGGAUACAAAUGGCAUUUCAAUGAGACAGUUCUUACAGUGUGGUCAGCCCCCAACUAUUGCUACCGCUGUGGGAAUGUUGCAGCCAUCUUGGAACUGGAUGAACACCUUCAGAAGGAAUUUAUCAUCUUUGAAGCAGCCCCUCAAGAAACCCGAGGCAUCCCAUCUAAGAAGCCUGUUGCGGACUACUUCCUGUGAAUGCUGCUCCUCCCUCUUCCCCCUUGUGCAGCUUCUGUUUCCUAUUCUGGAUGGUCAGCUUCUCUUUCAGCCUUUGGCAGGGGUUCAGCUCUCUUCUUUCCUUCUCUCCCUUACUCUGGCCCUUGCCCAAUAAAUUCUCAGUUCUGGACCCCUUAGACUGAAUUAGCCAUCUUUUCCCAACAUUGCUGACUCCUGGGCAAUCCCCAGGAUUGUCAUAUUUUUUUGCUCCCUGGAAAAAAAAACACUUUUUAGGAUUUCUGUCUGGAAAACCCUGGAACUUUGUCAGCUCUUUCCAUGAAAAGAAAUAUCAGCCCAGGAACAAAGAAAAGUUGUAGUUAUUUAAAGAUCUCUAGUUUUGUAGAGAAGUCACUGAGUGAUUUCUUGAGCAACUCUUGGUGGGGCUUUUCUACUCAUGAAGCAGUGUUGUCCAAGCUGGUGACCUCCAAAUGUAUUGGCCUAAGACUCCUAUCAUCCUAGCCAACUUGACCAUUCAGAAUUAGAUGGUGGGCAUUGUAGCACAAUCAAAUCUGGAGGACACUAAUUUAGAGAAGGCUGUUCUAGAAGAACUGGAAGUUAUUGCUAAGAGAACAUAUAUGUUACAAAGAACUGGAUUCAGAAGUAAGGAGAAGCCAGAUUGAUCAAAUAAGAUUUGAUCUUGUUAGGGGAGCUAAUUAUCUGGACUAAUUCACCCUCUCCCGCUGCGUCAUUUAGAUGCUUUCUUUUUUCUCUUGUCAGCUGACCUUGGACCUCCAUGGUUUUGGUGCCAGUCUGAAAGAUUUAAGCAAAGAACAAGAAGUGCUUCAAACCUUUGCUGUUUUAGGUUGCUGGAAGACCUACAGUGUUGAGGGGUUUUGGCACUUCAGUCCGUAAUUUGCUUCACUUAUAUGGAAUAGAUUGAACUAAUAUAGGAAGUCCUUCCUUUGUGUGCCAUUGUUCCUGAUUCCCAUUCUGCUCUGUAAAAACAUAUGGCCAGUGGAAGACAAGACUGUCCCCAG